Brugia malayi is the source of this 399-nucleotide messenger RNA. RefSeq lists its product as uncharacterized. Lineage: Eukaryota; Metazoa; Nematoda; Chromadorea; Rhabditida; Onchocercidae. Bases 1 to 399 code for a protein of 132 amino acids. The record is from RefSeq and is a predicted model, not a curated record. The transcript has 3 exons.
AUGAAUGCAAUUACUCUUCUUGUUGCAUUAAUAAUAAUUGAUGUUUGCUCUCCAUUUUAUAUGAUUGCAAGACCUGGCGGAAUAUUCAAACUUCGAAAUGAUAUGAAUUCCGGUUUACGCCAUUAUUCGGAUCGAAAUAAGAAAGCACUUUUCCCAAAUGAUCCAUUAUAUCAUGAAAAUUUAUACAAUCAAGAUUACAUACUUGCUCCUAUGUCACCUAUGAUGAUGGAUUAUUUAUCAGAAGAAGGAAACGGACGUGGAAUGACAAAGAUUUCCGGUGGUGCAAUUCCGGCUAAUAAUAAUAACAAUAACAAUCAUAAUGUGAAAUAUGUUGAGAAAAAUGAUGGAAAAAUGAUUCAUCCGAUAGAUUUUGCACAACAACAAAUGUUUUCCAAUUAA